Musca domestica (house fly) is the source of this 1615-nucleotide messenger RNA. RefSeq names its product vitellogenin-1. Lineage: Eukaryota; Metazoa; Arthropoda; Insecta; Diptera; Muscidae. Gene Ontology annotation, molecular function: lipase activity. The transcript is spliced from 3 exons. The coding region runs from base 121 to 1416 and encodes 431 amino acids. The record is from RefSeq and is a predicted model, not a curated record.
ACACAGAUCACUGCUCACUUUCAUUGGUCAAGGUUUUUACAUACGGUUCCAGUUCGAAAAACGAAGAAUAAACAGAGCUUUGAAGAAGGCUGCAGAAUAAUUUCAUAAAUUAAAAAUAUUAUGAAUCCUUUGAAAGCUCUUUGUGUGGUAGCCCUGCUGGCUAGCGCCGUUUGUGGCAAUCACCAUGAACACAAGUCAUCGAAUUCUCUGAAGCCCUCGCAAUGGUUGUCUCGCUCCCAGCUGGAGAAGAUACCCGCUUUGGAUGAUGUUUCCAUCAAGAAUUUGGAGAGUAUGCCUCUGGAACAGGGUGCCAAGUUGCUGAAGACCAUUUACCAUGUCUCCCAAAUCAACAGCCCCUUGCCCAAAUCCUAUGCCCCCAAUCCCAGCAGUGUUCCCGUCUACAUCGUAAAAUCCAAUGGCCAAAAGGAAUCCACCACUUUGGACAAAUUCGCCGAAAGUGCCAAUCAACAACCCAACUUCGGCAAACAGGAGGUGACCAUUUUUAUUACCGGUCUGCCCUCCAGCAGCUGUGAAUCGGUUGAGAAGGCCAAUCAAGAACUUGUCCAAGCCUACAUGGAACAUUACAAUGUCCAGAGACAAAAACCUCGCUCAUAUGACUAUGACAGCAGUGAGAAGAAGACUUCCACCCGUCGUGACUAUGAUGAUUUUGAAUGGGAAACACCCAAACAUGCCUCCGGAAGUUUGGUGGUCAUCGACUUGGGUGAAAAAUUGCAGAACCUGAAACAACACGCCAUGUUGAGCGUCUCCGAAGUUGGUGCCAAGAUUGCCCGCGAAAUCACCAAAUUGGACUGCCGCAAGGACAUCAUUCACAUUGUUGCCCAAAACUCUGCCGCCCAUGUGGCCGGUGAAUGUGGCAAGGAAUUCAAACGCUUGACUGGCAACAAAUUGUACCGCAUCACCGCCUUGGACCCCGCAAAAUUGCACUCCGAAGAUCCCGAAAAAUUGAGCGGUUUGGCCCGUGGUGAUGCCAUCUUUGUCGACGCCAUCCAUACCUCUGCCCAUGCCAUGGGUACUCCAGCCCGUGUUGCCAAUGCCGAUUUCUACCCCAAUGGCCCCUCUGAAGGUGUUCCCGGUGCUAACAAUGUUGUUGAGGCCUGCAUGCGUGCCACACGCUACUUCGCCGAAUCUGUACGCCCUGGCAAUGAACGCAACUUCCCUGCCGUUGAAUCCAACUCCCUAAAGAGCUACAAGAACAAAGAGGGUUAUGGCAAACCCGUGUACAUGGGUAUCGAAUGCGACGAUGAUGUCGAAGGUGAUUACAUUUUGGAAGUUGACUCGACCAAACCAUUCGGUAAACGUACCUCUGCCAAGAAAUUCAAGUCAGAAGAAUAUGCUUCCCCUUCCUCCUCCAAGUCUUGGAAAAAAUCCUAUUCAUCUUCCUCUGAGGAAAAUUAAGGGAUUGGCACAAGAGGUGAACGCUUUUACAAUGAGAUACCUGGACAAGUGAUCUGUUUUAUCUGAAAGAUUCUGACCGAUGUAUUUAGUUCUUUAGUUUAGUAGUAUUGCCCCGCAUUUGUUUCGUGUAAUGGAUAAUGAUGUUCGGAAAAUUUUGAAAAAAAUAUAACAAAACUUAUGCAUUUUUAUUAAAAAUAAA